Cotesia glomerata is the source of this 4650-nucleotide messenger RNA. RefSeq lists its product as uncharacterized. Lineage: Eukaryota; Metazoa; Arthropoda; Insecta; Hymenoptera; Braconidae. The record is from RefSeq and is a predicted model, not a curated record. The transcript is spliced from 3 exons. Gene Ontology annotation, biological process: telomere maintenance; DNA repair. Gene Ontology annotation, molecular function: DNA helicase activity. Bases 1 to 4650 code for a protein of 1549 amino acids.
AUGUCGAGGCCCAACACGUAUGGAACUCUUUGUGAAAUCAAAGCGGCGGCAGAAUUAUUUACAUAUGAGUUUCAAGUGUACCAACAUGGUCAUCUAAUAGUUGCGUUUGGAGAAGCAACAAAUGGAAUUAAAAGAUUAAGGUUUACUGGGAAUUUUAAUAAAGGUCACUUUGACGUUUUACUUCCAUUGACUGAACCCAUCAAUAACGGUGUUUCUCAAUCGGAAAGUAUUGAUAACGUUCAAGCAUCUUUCACUCAACCAUCACUUUCAUCAAGGAGAGGACAAAAACGGCGAAAAAGAUUUUCAGGUACAAUUAGGUCUAAACAACUUAGAAAAGCUGCUUCAAAAUAUGCGGUAAAUCAUAAAGAAGUUCAGAGAAAGGCUGUUAAAAAAUACAAAAAAAAUCAUCCUGAGAUCCAAAAAAAAGCAGUUCAAACGUAUGUUAAUAAUCAUCCUGAAGUUAUUAAUAAAGCUCAAAAAGAUUAUCAGACUAGAAAUCCGCAUGUUAAUAAAGCAGCUACAGCUAAAUACCAUGAAAAAACAACAAGGACUAAAUUAUUGCCCUGGACUUCUAAGUGUUUAUCUGGUUUUAAAUACAAUUGUCAAAUUGAUUAUUCCAAUGACAAAAUUGUCAAUCUUGGUCCCCGUUCUCCUUGCCAAUGGUGUAAUGCUUUGAAAUGGAAAGAUGAGACUCAAGGAAUGUGCUGCAGUAGUGGUAAAGUUCAACUUUCUAAGCUUGGCCUCCAUCCUGAACCUUUACACAGCUUAUUGACUCAUCAGGAUCCAUUGUCAGAACAUUUUCUAAAAAAUACCCGUAAGUAUAAUGGAUGUUUCCAAAUGACAUCUUUUGGAGCCAAAGAGGUAAGAGAAGGAAAUUUUAUGCCAACUUUCAAAGUUCAAGGGCAGGUUUAUCACAGAAUAGGCAGCUUGAUGUCUGAACCUAACCAAAAGCCUUCUUUUCUUCAAAUAUACUUUGUUGGUGAUGAAUGUCAUGAAAGAGACAUCCGUUGUGGAAUUUAUCCUGGCGUUUAUCCGGAAUUAGUUCAUCAAUUGCAGAAGUUGUUAUAUCAGCAUAACAAAUAUCUUAAGGAUUUUAAGGCUGCAAUAGAUUCAAUUCCUAAAGAUCAAAAAGACUUCAAAGUAAUAAUUAAUGCUGACAGAAAACCGGCUGGAGAACAUAAGGGCCGUUUUAAUGCUCCUCAGGCAAAAGAAGUUGCAGUUCUCAUUGUCGGACAGGAUUUCGAAAAAAGAGACAUUGUUCUUCACAGUAGAGACAAUAAGUUGAUGCGAAUUAGUGAAACACACCGCUCAUAUGAUGCUUUACAAUAUCCUUUGAUGUUCUGUUAUGGAGAAGAUGGCUAUCACAUCAAUAUAUCUAAGCGUGACGAGACGACUAAACUGCCUCUCGAUAAGACAGUAUCUGCUUCAGAAUUUUACAGCUUUAGGAUUAUGGAGCGUGAGAAUGAAGUGUGCUAUUUAUUGCGAUUCCGCAAUCUUUUAAAUCAAUUUUUAGUUGACAUGUACGCAAAAAUUGAGACUGAAAGACUUAACUAUAUUCGUAACAACCAAAAAAAACUGAGAAGUGAGGAAUACGUUCACUUGAAAGAUGCUUUGUCAAAAAAUGAUGAACAAUUAUCAACAAUGGGAAAAAUGGUUGUGUUGCCUUCUUCUUUUACUGGAGGACCCCGUUACAUGCAUGAGCGAACUCAAGAUGCAAUGACCUAUGUACGUCAUUAUGGACGGCCAGAUUUAUUUAUAACAUUCACCUGCAAUCCUAAGUGGCCGGAAAUAACGCAGCUUUUGAGUGAAGGUCAACAGUCUUAUGAUAGACAUGACAUCGUAGCGAGGGUUUUCAAUGUGAAAGUGAAACAUAUGAUAAAACUUCUUACAGUAGGUCGUAUCUUUGGUGACACUAGGUGUCACAUGUACACCAUAGAAUGGCAAAAACGUGGACUCCCUCAUGUUCAUAUUCUAUUAUGGUUAGAAGAGAAAAUGAGACCAGAGUCUAUUGACCAAAUUAUCUGCGCUGAGUUACCUGAUCCAGACAUAAAUCCAGAUCUUUAUCAAAUUAUCAAGACAACCAUGGUUCACGGUCCAUGUGGAUCUUUCAACUUAAAAUCACCCUGUAUGGUUGAUGGUAAGUGCACAAAAGGCGACCCAAAGGAAUUUUUAAAAGAAACUCAAACAGGAGAUGACGGAUAUCCCAAGUAUCGUAGACGAUCACCAGCAGACGGAGGAAAAACUUUCAAACUUAACGGAGUUGAAAUCGACAACCGAUGGAUAGUGCCGUACAAUCCCGUUCUAUCCCAUACCUUCGGGACUCAUGUUAAUGUUGAGAGUUGUAACUCCGUAAAAGCCAUAAAAUACAUCUGUAAUUAUUUAAAUAAAGGAUCUGACCAAGCAUCGUUUACCGUUCAGGAUUUUGAUGAGGUGACGAAGUACCAGGCGGGACGUUACAUCAGUAGCUCUGAAGCAGUCUGGCGAAUAUUUCGUUUUCCUAUUCAUGACAGGUUUCCUUCGGUGAUGCAUCUUGCUGUACAUCUUGAAAAUGGUCAAAGAAUUUAUUUUACUGAGCAAGAUGUGAUUGACAAAAAGAAAAAAGAUAAGGUUGUUUCAGGUUAUUUAGGAGUCAAGAGAGAUCAAGUUUUAGGUAGAGUUUAUACCGUGCAUCCCGGAAAUACUGAAUGUUAUCACCUGCGUCUUCUCCUACAUGAGAUUCGAGGUCCUACAUCAUUUUCUGCUUUGAAAACUGUUGAUGGAGUGAUUCAUCCAACAUUUCAAGCAGCAUGUAGAGCACUUGGUCUUCUAGAAGAUGACGCUAAUUGGUAUCGCACUCUGGAUGAAGCUUGCAUCUCUGAUUCGCCCUACAAGAUCCGUGAGCUGUUUGCCAUUAUGUUAGUUUUUUGUCAUGUUGACGACCCAUCGAAAUUAUGGGAGAAAUAUCGAGAUUAUUUUUCAGAAGAUAUUAUUAGAGAGGUAGAACGAGACGGUGGAAAUGUUGAGCUGUUACUUGACGUUAUUUACAACAAAUGUCUCAUACUACUUGAAGAUAUUGUUAUAUCAAUGUCUGGAAAAACACUUCUUCAGUUCGGCCUCCACUCUCCAACCCGAGAUGAAAGGUUUAUUGUCACUAAUCGUCAAUAUUUGCGUGAAUUGGCUUACGACACCGUCUAUUUAACUAAAGUUGUAGCUGAAAAUGUUCCUAAAUUAAAUCUAGAACAGAGAAAAGUUUACAAUGAAAUUUUAAAUUCGAUUAUAUCUGAUUCUGGGCAGUUGUAUUUUCUUGAUGCUCCAGGUGGUACUGGAAAAACGUUUUUAAUCAAUUUACUGCUUGCGAAAAUCAGGAGUGAAAAAAACAUCGCUAUAGCCGUUGCUUCUUCAGGAAUUGCUGCGACUUUGAUAGACGGAGGUAAAACAGCUCACUCUGCCUUUAAAUUACCUCUCAAUUUAGGUUAUUCUGAGUCUCCACUUUGUAACAUCUCUAAACAGAGUGAUAUGGCUCAUGUGCUGCGAGAAACAAAAAUUAUUAUCUGGGACGAAUGCACUAUGGCUCACAAAAAUGGUAUUGAAGCUCUAAACAGAUUGCUCAAAGAUAUUAGAGGUUGCGACCGAAUUAUGGGAGGAGUAAUUGUUCUCUUGGCCGGUGAUUUUAGACAAACUUUGCCUGUUGUGCCACGAGGAACACGUGCAGAUGAAGUUAAAGCCUGUAUUAAGUCAUCAAUUUUAUGGCCUUCGGUCAAAGUUUUAUCUUUGACUAUCAAUAUGCGUGUUCAUCUUCAGCCAAAUUCGAAAGCAGAAGAGUUUUCAAAAAUACUGAUUGAUAUAGGUGAUGGCCAAAUUCCGGAAGAAGACGGAAGAAUAAACGUGUCCUAUAUUAAUUGUGAAACUGUCCCAGAUUUAAUCACCUUGACUGACAAAAUAUACCCGAAUAUUGACAAAGCUGGCGAUAAUUGUAGUUCAUGGUUAAAGGAGAGAGCCAUCCUCACACCAACCAAUGAACAAGUCAAUUGUAUUAACAACUUUUUGCUGGAGAAACUGCCAACUGAGCAAGUAAGAUAUGAAUCGGUGGACAAAGUACUGGAGGAUGAAGAAGCUGUCCACUAUCCUGUUGAAUUCUUACACACACUCAAUCCACCAGGGAUACCACCUCAUGUUCUUCAACUCAAGAUUGGCACUCCAAUAAUGUUGCUCCGCAAUUUAAAUCCGCCAAAAUUAUGUAAUGGUACCAGGCUUCAAGUCAAGGUCUUACACAAAAAUGUCAUUGAAGCCAUGAUUUUCACCGGAAAAUAUGAAGGAGAAACUGUAUUCAUUCCAAGGAUCCCUCUGAUUCCAUCAGAUUACCACUUCGAAUUUAAACGUCUGCAAUUUCCUGUCAAAGUUUGUUAUGCCAUGACGAUUAACAAGGCACAAGGGCAGAGUUUAAAGAUGACUGGUAUUGAUUUAAGAAAUGACUGUUUCUCUCAUGGCCAACUAUACGUGGCAUGCUCAAGACUCAAAGUAAGUUCAAUACCGCGUCCAAUUCUUACCAAUAUACCACCUGACUUACAACAGGUACUACUACCACUUCGGUGUGCUUUAACGUUGUCCAGCGGUGGUAGAUUCCUCGUGGCUGCAGCUGGGCCGGUUACUGAUUCAGGAACAGACGAUUGA